Messenger RNA from Rhea pennata, 3753 nucleotides. It is a transcript of the gene UGCG, whose product is annotated as UDP-glucose ceramide glucosyltransferase. The transcript is spliced from 9 exons. Gene Ontology annotation, cellular component: membrane. The record is from RefSeq and is a predicted model, not a curated record. Gene Ontology annotation, biological process: glucosylceramide biosynthetic process. The coding region runs from base 296 to 1480 and encodes 394 amino acids. Gene Ontology annotation, molecular function: ceramide glucosyltransferase activity. NCBI's taxonomy places the organism in Eukaryota, Metazoa, Chordata, Aves, Rheiformes, Rheidae.
CGAAGCGGGAGGCCGGGCCGCCGGCCCCGUCAGUGCGCCAGCGGCCGGCGGCGCGGAGGCCUCGGGGCCGGCGGAGCGGGAGCGGGAGCGGGAGCAGCACCAGGACCAGGCGCCGCGCGCGCGCGCGAGCGAGCGAGCCCGCGCCACACGCAGCCGCAGCCACAACCGCCCCGCCCCGCGACGCGACGACCCGACCCACCCCCCCGCCCCGCCGCGGCCCUGCACCACACGCGCUCACACGCGCUCACACGCACGCACACGCUCACCGCCCCCUCGCCCCGCGGCGGCCCCGGGGAUGGCGGUGCUGGCGCUGGCCCUGGAGGGACUCGCCAUCUUCGGCCUCGUCCUCUUCGUCGUGCUCUGGCUCAUGCACUUCAUGUCCAUCAUCUACACUCGUCUACACCUCAAUAAGAAAGCAACAGACAAACAGCCAUAUAGCAAACUCCCUGGUGUUUCACUUCUAAAGCCGUUAAAAGGUGUGGAUCCUAAUCUGAUAAACAACUUAGAAACCUUCUUUGAACUGGAUUAUCCCAAAUAUGAAGUACUACUAUGUGUACAAGAUCAUGAUGAUCCAGCUAUUGAUGUAUGCAAAAAGCUCCUUGGCAAAUACCCAAAUGUUGAUGCUAGACUGUUCAUAGGUGGUAAGAAGGUUGGCAUCAAUCCCAAGAUUAACAACCUAAUGCCUGGAUAUGAAGUUGCUAAAUAUGAUCUCAUAUGGAUUUGUGAUAGUGGAAUCAGAGUAACACCAGACACACUGACAGAUAUGGCCAAUCAGAUGACUGAAAAAGUAGGCUUGGUCCAUGGGCUACCCUAUGUUGCAGACAGGCAAGGUUUUGCUGCUACUCUUGAACAGGUUUACUUUGGGACUUCACAUCCAAGGUCAUAUAUUUCAGCCAAUUUAACUGGCUUCAAAUGUGUAACAGGAAUGUCCUGUUUGAUGAGAAAAGAUGUCUUGGACCAAGCUGGAGGACUGAUAGCUUUUGCACAGUAUAUUGCUGAAGAUUACUUCAUGGCCAAAGCUAUAGCUGACCGGGGCUGGAAAUUUGCAAUGGCCACACAAGUUGCAAUGCAAAACUCUGGUUCAUAUUCUAUUUCUCAGUUUCAGUCCAGAAUGAUCAGGUGGGCCAAGCUGCGAAUUAAUAUGUUGCCUGCCACAAUAAUUUGUGAGCCAAUCUCAGAGUGUUUUGUUGCCAGUCUAGUUAUUGGAUGGGCAGCCCAUCAUGUGUUCAGAUGGGAUAUAAUGGUAUUUUUCAUGUGUCACUGUUUGGCAUGGUUUAUAUUUGAUUACAUUCAACUAAGAGGUGUCCAGGGUGGUGCUUUAUGUUUUUCAAAGCUUGAUUAUGCGGUAGCUUGGUUCAUCAGAGAAUCCAUGACAAUUUAUAUCUUCCUAUCUGCUUUGUGGGACCCUACUAUUAGCUGGAGGACCGGACGCUACAGAUUACGUUGUGGAGGCACUGCAGAAGAAAUCCUUGAUGUAUAGCCUCAGCUUUGUAACUGUGAAUGUCAAAAAAAGAAGGGGCGGGGGGUGGGAAGGAAAAGUACUAUAAAUUGUUUAUAUAAAUGCUUUUAAGAAAAUCUACCUUCAAUAGUUUUAUUACUUGUAUGUUUUGGUAUCUGUUCUUUAAUUUAUUUUUGCAUGGCACUUGCAUCUGUGAAAAAUACAUCCGUCGUCUUGGCCAAAUGAUACCUUGCUCAUUUGUACAAAAGGAAAUUGAGAGAACUUGCUCCAGUAUCCAUUUUCUGUAUGGAUGCUCUGCAGCAAACUCUAAAAACAGUAUCCUUCUGGAUGGGAACAGCUUCUUACUCCAUGGCGUGCUAGUCUAGCAAAUCCAGGUAUCAAAUAGCUAUUGUCCAGCUGGAUUGCAUAAGGCUGCACCUAGUAAAAUCACAGACAAAAAUACAGCUGAUUUCUGUUAAUAUCUCACAAGAUCAAGCUCAUAACAGGACUUUGGGAAAGAAGCUCUUGAAUGCUUUAUGCCUACCUCUUCUAGUUGCUGCAGAACAAAAUGAAUGGAAAGGUAAAUAGACUUUGCAAAAACAAAAGGUAAACUAAAGCUGGAAUUUUAUGUUUAUAUGUAUAUAUGAAUUUUUUUGUCAUUGCAAUGAACCAAAAGUGGACUGAGUUUGAUAGGAUGGGUUGGAAGGAGUUAUUGGUUGGGCAUGUGUUGAAGGCAUCUUUUGGCCAACUCCAGUCUGGUUCUGUCUUGAACCUUGUUAAGCACUGUGCUGUAAUUAGACUAGCUGGUCCCCUUCACUAUUCCCAUCCUUUUUUUAAGGGGUGUUUUUGUUUUUCCUGUGAGUGACUGUUUUGAUAGGGGGUGUGUGUGUGUAUGUGAGCGUGUUUGUGUGGGACACAGUAGGGAGUGGGAGGGGAGCAGAAAUACAUUUCAGAAACAUUUCACACAUGAGCUAUUUUCUUACACAAUGUCUUAAGAAUGUAAUUUCAUGAUGCAGGUAUUUAAUAACUUUUUAAAGUGAACGUACAUGCCUAUAUUAGUCACCAAUAAGUAUUCAAUUGCAGUAGAUAUUGUGAGUAUAUUAGAGGGCCAGAUGAAUUUGCUGUUACUGAUUAAAAUUGUAAUCUUAAUUUAAAUAUCAAACUAAGUCUACUCUUGGCUUUUUGCCUUCUAUUGUUAGUCUAGCCCUUAAAUUGGAUCUUUGUAUUCCAGUAGUAUGACUAAAAGGAGUAGAUUAUACUGCAUGCUGUGUCCCUUCUGCCAUUCCUCCCUCCCAACACACACUCUUUGUAGCUUGCUUUCCAACCUCUUUGUGAGACUUCUUAAUUUGUGGUGAACUGGACUUAUUUUGUUUGAGCUUUUUUUAAUUAAAAAACACAGCAAAGUUAGAGAGGGAUGUUGCAUAAGCCUUUUGUUUUCAUAAUUGUAUUUAUGCUGCUUUCCUUUUCUUCAGAGUGGAAUAGCAUAUUGUCACCAUGAACAUGAGCUGCUAAUUGCAAGGCUGCCAGUGUCAACAUGGCAGCUUUAAAAGUUGGACAGCACUUCUAUGUCAAAGCAUAAUGUGUAGCAUAUUAGCAAUAACGAUAUAUAAAAAGGGACACGUAUACCUUACUGAGCCAAUCCCUUAACUGUCAUAUGCUACACACAAGUGUGUAUGUAGAUAUCAUAAGAUGCUCUGGGCCAAAAUACUUCAUCUUCCUUAACAUUUUUUUGCCUUAUGAUAUCACUGAAGUUUAUUUUUAAAGGGCAUUUCUAUAGGAACAAAGGCUUUUGAUGCAUGCUGUAUUCUUCUCAUGUGAAUCGGGAAGAAAGUCCUGAGGAAAGUUGCACAUUGAAAACUAGUCUAGUUGUGACCCACUAAAACACUUUCUUUUUAAUAUUAGUUCUACAUAGUUGAAUUUGGCUGACAGUGUUUGCAUCUUCAUUUAUUUCAUGAAGUUUGAUGCCAUUCAUUGUGCUGCUGAAGUGAAGCUUAGCUUGCAACUUAGCUUUAUGCUGAUUUCUAUGCAGGCAGUGAAACAAAACCAAAAAAGGCUGAACAGACUUCAUUUACAAAAAAAUGUAGGUAAGAAUAAUUGUUGUUAAUGAGUGCUCUUGCAUUAGUAGAGUCAUCUUUGGUAAAGAAAAUGAAGCAUCAUUUAAGAAAAUAGCUUGAUUUUUGGUAUUGUUCAGUUGAUUAUGAAAUAGAAAUCAACACUGUCAAAUGUUGUAGAAGGUGCUGCAACAGAACUCCUGGAAGUUUAAAAAUGGCUGAUUUUUUAAAAGUUGUGUUGAUCUACAGAUCUGUCAAAUACAC